AUGAAGUCUCCUGCUGAGAAUCGAGAUCCUAAGCUGUAUUGCCAGUUCCACGAAGAUAUAGGUCAUGAUACCAAGGAUUUUAGAAGCCUGAAGAGGGCCCUAGAUGGCCUGGCUUCCAAGGGGCACCUGAAGAACUAUCCCCAAAGAAGCGCUCACGGCACGGAAAAAAACCAGUACAAGAAAAAUAAGUCACCUGUCUCAGCUGCAGAAGGAAAUCACAGCGAAGGGGGAUUCGUAGCAGUCAUAUUAGGAGGACCAGCUGCUGGAGGACCCACCAUGAGGGGACAGAAAGAUUAUGCCCACCAGCUAGCUCAAGUGAUGUUAUUAGGAAAGUCACCAAUGGACCCAUUCCCCCGGAUAGAAAUAUGUGAAUCAGAUGGAGGACGCGUAGCCACCCUGCAUGACGACCCUCUCGUUGUCGAGAUCAAGAUCUCCAACAUGAGGGUAAAGCGCAUAUUGAUAGGUACAGGAAGUUCAUAUGAUAUAAUGAGCAUGGAGUGUCUAAGCCAUCUAGCACAUGACCCUAAGACAAUUGAAAGAAUCCACUACCCUAUCAUUGGCUUUGGAGGAAGCAUCAUACACCCUGUGGGCGUCAUUACCUUUCCAGUACGAAUAGGAGGACGUAAUGAUGGAAGAAAGAUGGGUGUGGACUUCCUAAUCGUCAAGGACUUGACUGCAUACAAUGUCAUCUUGGGACGUCCUACGCUGAACAAGAUCAAAGUAGUGGUCGUCACCCAUCUCAUGCUCCUGAAGAAUGUAUGUGAUGACGGAGCGAUAGGAACUAUACAUGGAGAUCAACAGCAAGCACAGGACUACUAUCUCACCACUCUUAACCCGUAA
Messenger RNA from Spinacia oleracea (spinach), 840 nucleotides. RefSeq lists its product as uncharacterized. The record is from RefSeq and is a predicted model, not a curated record. Lineage: Eukaryota; Viridiplantae; Streptophyta; Magnoliopsida; Caryophyllales; Amaranthaceae. The transcript has a single exon. Bases 1 to 840 code for a protein of 279 amino acids.